CGGGGGCGGGGCGAGGUUGCCAUAGCGACGGGAAAGCGGCCGUGCGGGAGGAGUAGGCCGCACCAUCCGCGGGAGGGGAGGAGACAGGUGUGGCCCUGCAUAUGAGGAUCUGUUUCACACUAUCUUUUCUACCCAGAGCCAUCGGUGCCUGCAAGACAUCAGAGGACCCACCAUCUCCUAUAUCUAUGGCAUUUGCACCUCCUAGAAACAUGGAUGGCCCCAAGCUACAGACCAAGAUGAGCACAUGGACUCCACUGAACCAUCAACUCAUGAAUGACAAGGUUUUUGAAGAAAGAAGAGCCCUGCUUGGAAAAUGGUUUGACAAGUGGACAGAUGGUCAGAGGCGGAAGAUCCUGGUGGACCUGUUGGAACGCUGCUCCCCGUCACAGCAGAAAUUCUGUGCCAAGCAGCUACAGGAUCGAGUCCCCACCGAGGCUCUAGAUUUUACCACGAGGCUUCCUAGAGUCCUGUCUUUAUACAUCUUUUCCUUCCUGGAUCCACGGAGCCUCUGUCGAUGUGCACAGGUGAGCUGGUACUGGAAGUACCUGUCUGAACUGGAUCAGCUCUGGAUGCUGAAAUGCCUGCGUUUUGGCUGGUACAUCAACUUCUCUCCAACCCCCUUUGAGCAAGGAAUCUGGAAGAAACAUUACAUUGAGAUGGUGAAAGAGCUGCAUGUCACCAGACCAAAGACUCCUUCAAAGGAUGAGUUUGUAGUUAUUGAUGUGCAACCGGUAAGAAGCAACGUCCCAGAGGCAAAACUUUCUGUGCCAGGAAGGAGGACAAAUAAGGAGAAAAAAGUGCUCCCACCAUGGCGUUCAUCAGACAGGCAUCCUACAGACACCAUCCGAUUCAACUACCUCGACAACUUCGAUCCCAUCGAGCAGGCUAGGCAGGCGAGAAAGAAAGGAGGAGGGGAGACCCCGGACCUUAGCCGGCAGGCAGCUGAGAAAAAAAAGAGAGCGGGUCAUGGAUCUAAUAAGCUCCAGAAGGCAAAAUCACUGCUAUCACUUUCCGCAGAUCUUGAGUCUGUUCCAAAACCACCAGUUCGGCCCAGCUGGGCCACUCACCAGUCAACUGGGAACCUGCCCUGCAAAGCAGCAGCAAAGACCCUGGCCCAGAGCUCCCAGUGGAACGCUGGGAUACGACCAGCACCUGUUCGAGCUCCAGUGCCAAAGCCACGUGAAAGAGAGAAGAAAGACUUCACAAGGAUGAACACCAGGUCUCCAUCAUCCCCAGUGUUUGAGGCUCAGCCCUGGCACAUUCCUCCAUCUAACCAAGGAUCUGAUACAGAGUAAGAGAGGAUUCAGAGUAUCUUUCAUCCCAGCAGAAAGCAGCUCAUCUGCUUGGCACUGGGGAAACAACAGUGAUGUUAAUCAAGUCAUGGACUGUGCUCGGUGAAAGAACAGCUGCUUUUGAGUCCUUCAUAAGGAUCCAGCUUUAUUUUUUUUUUUCAGCUGCUGCUAGAGGACACUUUCUUCAUUUACCUCACCACACAAUGCAAAGAAAUGGGCACGGAGGUCCUGUGUCUAUUCUCACUUAGGCUGGCCAAAAGAAAUCCCAACUGCCUCGUAGCCAGUUUAGACAGAAAGCUGUUGGAGCAAUGGCUUUAUCCUUUGUUUUGGAAGCACUGUACUAGGUGCAAUGACUCCUGCCUGCCUUGGGGAUCUCCAGGUGGGAUCUCCCAUUUCCAAGCUGAGUACAGUCUAAGUCUCUUUUCCUGUUGUGCUUCUCAGCCUGGUUUCCUAUCACUGCUGCUCUUGAGCCGGUGCUAUAUUCUCUUUUUCUUCUGGGUGUGACAUUUUUGCAGAGUUCAGCUAGGCUUUUGACCACGGAGACACUUGUGUAGGUCCUUGCUACAGCUGCUGGACCUCAUGUGAGCUUGCCUGUGUGUCACUCGGACAUCUUGGGGCAUAUCCCAUGGCCUGAGGUGCUCUGUGAUGCUUUGCCAGUGAAUUACAGAAGUUGUCUGUCCCUGUGGGCACUGAGGGGACUGUGAAGACAAGGGAGGACUACCAGCCACCUGAGUGAUGGAAACUGUACCCUCCCUACAAAGUGAGAGGUUUACCACUGAUGUUUACGUGAUUCCUCAGCUAUAACCUACAGCCCCUGCCAAAUCGGUGAGACUGUGAAGAAAGCACCACAGCAUCCAAGGGAAAAGCCUUUAAUACGUGGGAGAAAGGAAGCUCAGGGAAAAUACUUCAAGAAAAACCUAGUUAGGGCUGUACUGAAGACAGAAUUUCUUUCUCAUGUUAAACAAGGCAACUCCAUCUUUUCAGUCAUGCUAGUGAGAAGGAAAUCAAAUCCCACACUCUGGAUUACAGAAUUGUACAUGGCUCUGUGUGGGGAGCUGGCACUAGUCUAAUUCUUUAAGAGAAUGUAAAUCAUGUGCUCUUAUUUGUCUUGUCCACAAUUAAGGAAAUAUCCAGUAAAUGUAAAGAAUAGCAGUUUUUAAGGAUAAGGGGACUGAAUGCACAGCAAUGUAACUCAUUACCUUAUCAUAUCCCAGAGUGAGAAAGCUGGGAUAAAACCGAACCUUUCCACGUGUUAGGAACUGAGUCACACUAUGCCCAUGAAUUCCCAACAUUUAUAGACUAGAAAUCAUGUCUCAGAGAAAAUGCCAACUACUGAUCAUCAGGGAUUAGGAGAAGACUUCUGAUUUGUGAGCAGAUUAUUCUGCACCGUGUCACUUGAGGGUUUCACGUUUUUUGGCGCAAGAGACGUUGACCGUUGCCAAGACCAGGCACUGGGCACGACGCGCCAUGGAUCUGACCUGAAGGGAGAGCAUCCAGCAGGAGCCUCUGCCCGUUGGGGUACUUGGUCGAGUGCCAGGUGAAUUCCAGCUCCAAAUCAACGAUUGGGUAACUCAGUGCAUCCCCCUCUCCUAGAAUUUGUUCUUUCAUUUUUCUACUUGCCCUGAUGCUUGGAAGGGGGAGUUCAUCUCAACCAACACGGUGGCCUAAGGGCUUGUGAAGUCUGAGCUGGUCACCUUUCAAGAGAGCAGCUGAAAUAGGAACCUGCAGAUGGCAAUUAUCUCGUAUAUUUUAGGAUCUGUUGAUUAUGCAAGAGGCCAGACUGACUAAUUUUGAUUAAGAAAGCUAACCUUUGAGCAUUUACAGUGAGGUGGGGUAAAUCCCAUCUAAAAUAUUCAUCAGCAUCAUUCCCUGGUAUUGCAAACAUCUCCUUACAAGCCUUUUCCUUCAGGAAACCAAGUUUAACUGAUUUCUUCAUGGGUGUUUCCUUGGAUUUUUAAGUCCAAACUGUUGUUCCAGCUUUUUUUUUUCUUUUUUUUUUUCUGUCUCUGUUAGGCAGUGUGUAGCUUCUUGUGGCAGCAGUUCAGCGCUAGGUCCAUGUUACAAACAGCACAUGGCUACACAAGGAAAUGAUGUAACCCUGCAGCAAUGGUUUUUCUUUUCUCAUCAGUGAGCGUACUCCCUAGAAACGUAAAGUUCCCAGGGUCUGACUGGUGUGGGAGCUGAGUGCUUGGGCAUUACUGCAGACACUGUGCCUUCGCUGCAGCAGAUCAAGUGCUCACUAUACAUUUUAAGGCUUAAGCCUUCUCUGAUUCAUAAAGUUUUUGUAUUGAUGAUGCUGUCAAAUAACUAACAGUAAUGUCCAGGAAUGUACCAAGCCAGGUGUCCUUGAAGUAACAGCAGACCUAUAUAACGCCUUGAUGUAACUCCUACUGAUUAUGUUAUUAGAAUAAAAAUGCAUGUACUUAUAA
Tyto alba (common barn owl) is the source of this 3721-nucleotide messenger RNA. It is a transcript of the gene FBXO16, whose product is annotated as F-box protein 16. The record is from RefSeq and is a predicted model, not a curated record. Gene Ontology annotation, molecular function: protein binding. The transcript is spliced from 10 exons. Lineage: Eukaryota; Metazoa; Chordata; Aves; Strigiformes; Tytonidae. The coding region runs from base 102 to 1295 and encodes 397 amino acids.